Ectocarpus sp. CCAP 1310/34 is the source of this 1169-nucleotide messenger RNA. NCBI's taxonomy places the organism in Eukaryota, Phaeophyceae, Ectocarpales, Ectocarpaceae. The record is from the annotation of a GenBank genome assembly.
AUGUCCAGCGGCAAUGUGGAACUCCUGGGCGACAGUGUGGAAAUCCUGGAUUACGAAGCCGAGGGCGAGGCUCCCACUGCAGAGCAGUUUCCCGCGGCCGGUGCGGGAGACGAGAGCCGCCCCAUGCCCAUCGUGUUCACCGUCGAUAAUUUGCUGGCCAACAUCGCCACGGCAGAUUCGGCGGAACUGGAGCGGGCCUACAACACUGGACACGCGGAAGCACGGGAGAAGGCGGAGCGCGAGGACGCAGAGCACGAGGAGGAGCGUGAGGCUGCUCUGGCUGCUGCGGCGAGGAAGCAGGAGGAGGAGCGUGAGGCUGCUCGGGCUGCUGCUGCGAGAAAGCAGGCGGAGGAGCGUACGGCUGCUCUGGCGGAGCGCGAGGCGUAUCUCCAAGCUGCUAGGGCGAAGCAGGGGGCGCUCCGAUCGCGGCUGGAGGACCUGGAGCCCCGCCACCAUGACCCGCGAGCAGCAACUUUUCCUUCGCCCUACCCCCGUCGUCGUAUUAUCGUCCCUCCCCAAUCGCAAUCCCAGGUGCCCGUUGGUUUCCGUAGUACCGCCUCUACGCACGAGAAGGAGCGGGAGGUGGCGGUUACUCCGGCGAACGAGAAGGGGCGGGAGGUGGCGGCUACUCCGACGAACGAGAACAGGCGGGAGGGGGCGGCGACUCCGGAGGUUUCGGUGGCGUUGGGUCUUCCGGUCGGUGCUGAAGACGGAGCAUCGUUUGCGGCCGCAACCAUAGGGCCCCUUCACGCCCUGCACAUGUUUCUGGAGGGGACAAGGACUACAGUCGGUCGGCGGCCCCUGCGUCUAAGAGCUGGACGGACGACCACCGCCGCUCCACCCAGUCUUCGCGAGGGCGCAGCACCGGAGAUGGCAGGCGAAGGCAAGUCGUGGGGACCCAGCCUACCAGGUCUUCGCCGGCGAGCCACCACCGCCAGAGCAGGAGUCGGAGCGCAGAACGUCAACAGCGCACCAAUCAUUCGUCUAGGCGUGGGCGCAGCCGGAGCGGAGACCGUCGUGGGAGAAACACGCCUUCGUCUAGGCAUAGCCGCAGCCGGAGCCAGAACCGGAGCGGGGGCAACAGCAGGACGACCAGCACUGACAGCAGUCGCGGCGGAAAAGGGGGACGGAAGUCAGGCCACGGCAACAGGCAAGUGAUGCAUGAUCGG